Messenger RNA from Macrosiphum euphorbiae (potato aphid), 636 nucleotides. The record is from the annotation of a GenBank genome assembly. Lineage: Eukaryota; Metazoa; Arthropoda; Insecta; Hemiptera; Aphididae.
AUGGCAGUGGACGACAUACCCACGACAACAGUUAACGACCGGCCAGAGACCGUCAAUGUUCCUGCAUCUACUGAAACCGAAGAAGAGUCUGAGACAGAUUCUGACAGUUCUACAGAUACAGACGUUUCUUCAUCUGACGAAAAUGAAGUACACCAAAAAACUGACGAUGAAGGUUCUAUACAAUCGACAGGAAGUAGCGACGUAGACUCACCUUAUAAAUACCAUUGUCCCAAAUGUGAUUUAUCCUUCAAAUAUGAUUGUUGGUAUAAAAGACAUAUGGCAACAAAUAACCCAGGGACUUUUACAUGCCAAUAUUGCCCUAAAGUUUUCAAAAGGAAAGACACUAUGAGAGAACAUCAACACCUUCAUUUGGGUGGGUUGAAGCAUAAAUGCAAGCAUUGCUACAAAGAAUUCGGCGAUAAGAGAAAUAUGAACAUGCAUAUAAAAUUGAUCCAUCAAGACUCAAUGGUCAAAUGUAAAAAAUGUGACAAAAUGUAUUCGGGAGAGAGACAAUUGAGGUAUCACGACAACCGUGUACAUUCAAAAAAAAAACCGUAUGAGUGCAACAUAUGUGCUGAAAGAUUUCCUGUACCCUGCAUGCUCUCAAUCCAUCGUCUUAAAAUGGUAAUAUAUUGA